GUUCAGUCUACCUCAUUUUUCUCCCGCGGGGGAUGUGAUUCCCGGCCCGUCUCGCUCCUGCUCUCUUAAAACUAACACCCCUUACCAACUUUUGGCCUCCUCGCCAGACGGAGGAGUGCUACGCCCGAGCUCGCCCGACGCUCACAAUGGAGAGCUUAGAAAAUCUACCUACAGAAUUGCAACGUAAUUUCCAUUUAAUGAGAGAUUUAGAUCAGCGUUCACAAGAUGUCAUGCGAAAUAUUGAUCAAAUCUCGGAUGAAUACCUGACCACAGUUAAAGGCCUGAGCCCGGAGAAGCGCUCAGAGCAGAUGAGCAAGAUCCAGAAAAUGUUUAACCGGGCGAAGGAGUACAGUGAUGAUAAAGUUCAGCUAGCCAUUCAGACCUAUGAAUUAGUGGACAAACACAUACGUAGAUUAGACUCGGACCUUGCAAAGUUUGAAGCCGAGAUAAAGGAGAAAGCUCUCAAUAAUAAUAAAAAGGAAGAGGAGACAAACAGUAAGAAAAAGGGAAGAAAGAAAAAAGAAGAAAAGGGGAAAAAUAAGAGGAAAGGUAACCAGUCAGAUGAAGAGGAGGCAACGCCAAAAGCAGGGCGGAAAAAGCAGAAGAAAAAAGUUGACACAGAAUCGGUAAUUACAUCUGUUCUUCCCGGCCUGUCAAUUGCUCAUCCCUCAGAUGUUUUGGACAUGCCAGUGGAUCCCAACGAACCCACCUACUGCUUGUGUCACCAGGUGUCCUAUGGAGAGAUGAUUGCCUGUGAUAAGAUGGAUUGCCCCAUUGAAUGGUUCCAUUUUGCAUGUGUGGGUCUCACUACGAAACCAAAAGGCAAGUGGUACUGUCCGAAGUGUUCAACAGAAAGAAAGAAGAAGUAACUUAGGAUCUGCUAUUUGUAAAAUGUUCUAUUUUUCAGAGAAUAUUUGAUUAAAUGUUAUUUGUUACAUAGGUUUAUAGUUGGUUAUAUAAAAAUUAUAAAUAGGGCAGUAUUUAUAUUACAGUGUGCUGAAAGUACAUUAUAAAAAUUGAUUUAUAGUGUACCAUUCUAUUACUUUGAUAAUUCAUGUUUACACGUGUGGGUGAGUAUGAUGGCUGUAAAGAUGAAUGAUGAUACUUCUAUGUAUUAAUACAAUUUCAAUAAUCAAAAAUUUAAUUUAUUUCUUGAGUGGUUGUUUCAGAACUGUUCUAAGGAACAAGAAUUUUGCUGUAAAUAAUAUUUAUUUUUUAGUUUGAGACAAUCACACAAGAAGUAUGGAACUGUCAAUUACUCGGUGAUAAAAAGAUUUAUAUGCUGUAAGCCAAUGAAAGUAACUUGGAAUGUGUUUAUACAAAUUUUACUUCCGGGUAAAAAUUGAAGUGGUAACAAAGAAGGUGCGGCUCUUGGUUGUAGUGCCCCGAGCGAGUCCAGGUGCGUGGUGUGGGUGCUGGACGAUUGUAUGCAGGUUCUACGGUUUCUUAUUACAGUACUGUGUUUUAUUUUACAAGGUGAUAAAAAAUUUUAUAUUAGAAAGCAGAUCAACUUAACAAAAAUUUUAAGGGCUUUUCACAAUGCCUUUCAGAUAUUAUUUUAUUCUGUUCUUCAGUAUUUUAGGAAAUCGGAACUAAAGUAAGAAUCUCAAGAACUUGGCAAGGCUUCCAAAUCACUCUUCCAUCAUUCCGUUUUAUUCUUGAUCUCGUGUAAGGAAAAUGGAAAUACAGAAUGUAGGUGUUGCUCAUUUAUUUUUACGAGUAAAGUAUGGUCUUUUA
Procambarus clarkii (red swamp crayfish) is the source of this 1737-nucleotide messenger RNA. It is a transcript of the gene Ing5, whose product is annotated as inhibitor of growth protein 5. Gene Ontology annotation, biological process: regulation of DNA-templated transcription. The record is from RefSeq and is a predicted model, not a curated record. Lineage: Eukaryota; Metazoa; Arthropoda; Malacostraca; Decapoda; Cambaridae. Gene Ontology annotation, cellular component: nucleus.